Messenger RNA from Sorex fumeus (smoky shrew), 471 nucleotides. RefSeq names its product SLC51 subunit beta (gene SLC51B). NCBI's taxonomy places the organism in Eukaryota, Metazoa, Chordata, Mammalia, Eulipotyphla, Soricidae. The record is from RefSeq and is a predicted model, not a curated record. Gene Ontology annotation, cellular component: plasma membrane. The transcript has 3 exons. Gene Ontology annotation, biological process: bile acid and bile salt transport. The coding region runs from base 73 to 471 and encodes 132 amino acids. Gene Ontology annotation, molecular function: protein heterodimerization activity; transmembrane transporter activity.
CGAAGCGCAGGUGUGAGGGUGCGGGGCUUAAGGACUUCCUCACGAAAACGUACCCCACCCAGGAGUGCAGACAUGGGCUACAGUGAGGGGCACACAGGAGCUCUGGCUAGCAUUGAGGUGCCUCAGGAGCUGCUGGAAGAAAUGGCUUGGCGUUUUCGGGUAGAAGAUGCAUCACCUUGGAAUUAUUCCAUGUUCGUCCUGGCCACUUUGGUGGUCCUACUGAGUGCCUUCCUUCUGAGGCGGAACAUCCAGGCACGCAGAAACCAAAAGUUGCAGACAGCAGAAAAAACAAAACAGACUGUAGAACUUCAGGACACCACGGAGGCCAGAAUCAAAGAUGACAACAGCCUGAACAUGGUUACAGAGACUCUGCUCUCAGAAAAACCCAGCUUGGCCCAGGAAGAAACUAAACUCACAGAGUCAGCUGUACCUGCAGCUUUCCUUCCAGACCCACAAGAGUCUGAGAGCUAA